Messenger RNA from Cavenderia fasciculata, 633 nucleotides. RefSeq lists its product as uncharacterized. Gene Ontology annotation, biological process: tRNA splicing, via endonucleolytic cleavage and ligation. Gene Ontology annotation, molecular function: tRNA 2'-phosphotransferase activity. NCBI's taxonomy places the organism in Eukaryota, Evosea, Eumycetozoa, Acytosteliales, Cavenderiaceae. The transcript has 2 exons. The record is from RefSeq and is a predicted model, not a curated record. The coding region runs from base 1 to 633 and encodes 210 amino acids.
AUGUCAACAACAAUGAAUAAUAGUAGAGUAAUUCAAAUAAGUAAAGCGAUGAGCUACAUAUUGCGUCAUGGGUGCGCCAAAGAAAGAAUAGAAAUUUCAGCUGACGGAUACGUAAAGGUGAAUGAUUUGCUAAAGAAUAAGAAUUUCAAGAACAUUACAUUCCAAGACAUUCAACAUGUAGUUGAUACAAACGACAAGAAGAGAUUUGAACUCAAACAACAAGACAAUGAAUACUAUAUACGAGCAUCACAAGGUCAUACUAUAAAGACGGUUACAGAGAAUGAUUCACUAUUCACAAAGAUAACUGAUAUCAAUCAAGUACCCGGAGUCAUUCAUGGUACUUAUAGAAAACAUUUAGUUUCAAUUAAAGAAAAAGGAUUGAAUAAAAUGGACAGAAAUCAUAUACAUUUUGCAACAGGUGAUCAUGGUGAUGUUGUCAGUGGAAUGAGAGGUAAUUGUGAAAUUGUUAUUUAUAUAGAUUUGGAAAAAGCUUUAAACGAUGGUAUCGAAUUCUUACUAUCUAAAAAUGGUGUAGUUUUAUGUGCAGGUAUCCAAACUGAACAUGGUAAUCAUUAUCUACCACCAAAAUAUUUUACUCAUAUAACUGAUAGAGCUGGAAAUAUAAUUAGAUAA